AUGUCAGUGGUUCAACAAGGACAAGUGACUCCAUCAACCCCAUCCAAACGUAAAUCGUUUUCUAUUCUUACACCUAUAUCCCCAAACAGAAUGCUACAACACCAAAGAUCGUUAUUAAAGUCGCCCGAGAAACGAGAAAGGAAAAUAAGUGAAUCCACUGGAUUGGCAAAGUUUUCUUUAGCCAACUCCCCAGCCAAAAAGGACUUCUUCAAUAAGUCAGAGAGUAAUACCAAUACAACCCCAAGGAGUGGCCUUCCUGUAUAUGUUCCUAUACGCUCUCCCCCAUCUGAAUUAAACACACCUCCAAGAACAAUGGAUGAUUUACAAACAGAACUGAGAAGAUUAUUAGAACAAUACACCACGAAACAAGCACAAUUGCAUGAAUACGAAAGAUUAGUUGAAGUUAAGAAGAUGCAAUUAUUAGAAUUGACUCAGAAAAUUGAAGCGAUUAAACGUGAAGAAGUUAUCCUUUCCAAGCACGGUAAUGGGGAUAUUUACAAGCAAGCCCACCUUGAGACUGAACGUGAAUUAAACAAAUUGAAUAUCGUGUCUACUGCUGAAAAUAAUGAUAAGGAAAAUAAUAGACCUAGUUUGACUAAACAAGUGAGUCAAGUGUUUGAAGUCAAAACAUCGACGAUCAAGAAACAAGCCUCAUUCAUAAUGAACCAAGCCUUUGAUGAUUUGAACCACAAUGUAAAGAAAAGCACAAGCACGAUUUUCUCACCCCAGAGAAAUGAAGAUUUCAAACAGUUGAUUCAACAAUCAAAUGUCAAGUUUGAUGAUUUGGCCAAACAAACUUCCAAAUUUUUCAAUGACGUGACUUCCAAUUUCAACGAUAAUAUCUUCAAUUUCAACAAGAAUAAAAGCCCUUCCAAGAUAUCGGAAAGUUUUGUUGCCGAUAGUUCAUUUAUUUUUGACAAUUUAAAGGAAAGCUUACAGGAUGAAAUUGAUACCAAUAGCAUUAUAUAUGAACGGUCAUUUGAGGAUUCUCAGGAACAUAUAGACAUAGAUGACUACGAUUCAUCAUUUGAUUAA
Molecule: messenger RNA, 1035 nt
Organism: Spathaspora passalidarum NRRL Y-27907
Lineage: Eukaryota; Fungi; Ascomycota; Pichiomycetes; Serinales; Debaryomycetaceae
Exons: 1
Coding region: 1-1035 (344 amino acids)
Source: RefSeq, a predicted model, not a curated record